Molecule: messenger RNA, 5935 nt
Organism: Pseudophryne corroboree (corroboree frog)
Lineage: Eukaryota; Metazoa; Chordata; Amphibia; Anura; Myobatrachidae
Gene: PPP6R2
Product: protein phosphatase 6 regulatory subunit 2
Exons: 25
Coding region: 552-3386 (944 amino acids)
Cellular component (GO): nucleus; cytosol
Molecular function (GO): protein phosphatase binding; protein phosphatase regulator activity
Source: RefSeq, a predicted model, not a curated record
CAGAGCUCACAGCCCGAUCACCCUGCUGCUGAUAUACCGACUGAGUGCACACUGCCCACCACAGAGACCCCUCCGACCAUUGCCCCAGGUAGCCCGAGUCCUGACAUCCCAACCCACAGCGGCAGCUUGUCCUCUGAUUCCUCUCCGGCCGCUCUCCCUCCCCCGUGAUGUGGCGCCUCCCCCGUGUCCGCCAUCUUGCGGCCGGUGACUGAGAGAAUCUCGGCCCGUGAGUGUAGUACCGAGAACAUACAGAACAAGCCCCGGCUAAUUCAUCGUGAGCUUCUCUUCGCGAAAGUGAGAUAUUUAACCCGGACCCGGUGACCGCACCUGGACACCCGUCUCGCAGCGCCGACAGGGGGAGGGACACGGCACCUUCCCACCGGGAGUUAAAGUUCCGGUGAGGCCGAUCAGAGCGCUCUCCGUUCCCGGUCUCCGUGUAGAGUAUUAUCCUGGUAUUACAAUCUUUAGUCCAAAUGUAUGUGCAUGAUCAUCUACGUCGCUUGCCUUGAGACUGAAUAUAUUCCUUUACAAGUCCGGAGCAAUUUGUCACCAUGUUCUGGAAGUUUGACCUGAACACAACGUCACAUGUGGACAAGCUCCUGGAGAAGGAGGAUGUCACCCUGCUGGAAUUAAUGGAUGAGGAUGACCUGCUCCAGGAGUGCAAGGCUCAGAACCAGCGGCUGCUGGACUUCCUGUGUCAGCCACAGUGCAUGGAGCAGCUUGUCCAGCUGAUCACACAGAAACCUCCUGCAGACAUGGAGGAGAGAGUCCGCUUCAAGUACCCUAACAUAGCCUGCGAGCUGCUCACAUGUGACGUGCCACAGAUCAACGACAAGUUAGGUGAGGACGAGCACCUCCUGAACAUCCUAUAUGACUUCCUACGACAAGAGCCGCCCUUGAACCCGCUGCUGGCCAGCUUUUUCAGCAAAACUAUUGGCUACCUGAUCGCUAGGAAAACUGAACAAGUCAUUGGGUUUCUGAGGAAGAAGGAAAAGUUCCUAAUGCUGGUGCUGAAACACAUUGGUACUUCGGCUAUGAUGGACUUGUUGCUUCGUCUCAUUAGUUGUGUAGAGCCGGCUCCGCUGAGACAAGAAGUACUAAACUGGCUGAAUGAAGAGAGGCUCAUUCAGAGAUUGAUAGAUCUCAUCCACUGCAGUGAGGAUGAGGAUAGACAGUCCAAUGCAUCCCAGACUUUAUGUGAUCUCAUCCGGCUAAGCAGGGAUCAGUGCAGUCAGAUGCAGGAAAUACUGGAGAUUGAUCCAUUGUUGGUAACACUUGAAUCACAGCAGUGUGUAGAGCAACUUUUGCACAACAUGUUUGAUGGAGAGCAGACUGAGAGCUGUGUUGUGAGUGGAACGCAGAUUCUGCUGACAUUACUGGAGACUAGAAGACCAAGUGUGGAUCCUCUUCUGGAUUCACUUCCUCAGGGAUAUGAGAAGCCAGGACCUACUGUCAGCAGCAGUAUUCUUCAGGGCAUAGAAUCGCGGCUGAAGGAUUUUCACCACCUGCUCCAGCAUCCCCCUAAGAAAGAAUCAAUCCUGACCACUAUUGGUGUUCUGGAAGAGCCUUUAGGAAAUGCCCGCCUUCACACUACACGCCUCAUCGCUGCCUUGUUGCAAGCCAAUGCUCUCAGUAUUAACCAGGAGCUCUGCAGGCUUCAUACCAUGGAUCUCUUACUUGACCUAUUUUUUAGGUUUACUUGGAACAACUUUCUGCACGUCCAGGUUGAGUUGUGCAUAGCAGCAAUCCUUUCCCACUCUCUACAAGAUGGAAAGUGCAUAUUAACUAUGGAAGAGAAAACAAAGGAGGAGGCACCUAAUGGGAACACAGAAAGUUCAGAGACUUGCAUACCUGAGCAUGAGGAUCUCAUGAUCACACAUCUUUUCCAGGAGUGUUGCUUGGUGCAAAGAAUUUUGGAUGCUUGGGAAACAAAUGAUAAGAUUCAAGCUGAAGGAGGAAUGAGGAGAGGAAACAUGGGUCACUUAACACGCAUUGCCAAUGCAGUGGUACAGAAUGUGGAGAAGGGUCCCAUGCAAGUACAGAUCAGUGACUUUAUUAAAGAGCUACCUGAGGACUGCAGAGGAAGAUGGGAGACUUUUGUUGAGGAGACCUUAACAGAAACUAAUCGCAGGAACACUGUGGACUUGGUAAACACACACCACUUGCGAUCUUCUAGUGAAGAUGAAGAUAUCGACAGUGCAUUUCCCAAUGAACUAUCAGUGCAGCAGGCGUUUUCCGAUUACCAGGUUCAGCAAAUGACCUCUAACUUUGUUGAUCAGUUUGGAUUUAACGAUGAAGAAUUUGCUGAGCAGGAAGACAACAUCAAUGCUCCUUUUGACCGCAUCACAGAGAUUAAUUUUAAUUUAGAAGCAGAAGAUGAAAAUCCUAAUGCUGCCUUAUUUGAAGCUUGCUGUAACGAGCGCAUCCAACAGUUUGAUGACGAAGAGGAGGAUAUUUGGGAGGAAAAGGAGAUUGGUUAUGGCACACAGGUUAAGUCUAGAACUCGUUGCAGGUUUGGAGUAUCACAGUCGUCAGAGGAUUCCUCUCGCAGUGACUUGGAGAAUGGGGAGCCUGAAGGUAGCCCUGCAUCUGAUGAGGAAGAGGAGGAGGAGAGUCGUAAUGUAGAGAUGCCUCCAACUCUCCGGCUCAGUCCCAUCAGCAGUGGCUCUCCGACACAGAGAGAGGAUACAACUGCAGGAGAGACUGGCUGGACAGCGGUGUUUGAGCCAGUGAACUCCAAGCCUCCCACUCCUUCUGUGGCUUUAGAUGUUGGGUCCAGUGUAUGGGAUGUACCUGUUCCUGAGACAUCCACGCCUGAAGAAAAGGGAUGGGCCAAAUUUACUGACUUUCAGCCUUUCUGUUGUUCUGAAUCUGGUCCCCGCUGCAGUUCCCCUGUGGAUACUGAGAGCAGUGGCUCUGAUGGACAUACCAAGCAGAGCCAAGAUAAAUUCUUCAGUGCCCCGUCCCCAUGUGUGUGGAAUGCCUGCGUAGCCAGAAAGGCUCCAGUUAUUGGCUCAGAUAGCAGCUCAUCUGGUGGCUCAGAUAGUGAGGAGGAAGAAAAGACCAAUAUUAUCACUGAGACCAUAAGCACUGGAGCUGGACAUGAGACUAUAAGACUCACCAUGGACACCAAGAAUGAAAAGGCUACGUUUAGUAGAAUCUUUACACCUGCAGGCAAUCCUGAUGGCCUAGUAAUUGAUCAGUUGAAUAUUGCUGAUGACAAAUGUACAAAGGAAAACCAUCCCUGCAACAUCAGCACUGAGGAUGCACCACAAGACCAGAGUUCAGCUGCAGCAUGUACCACAAGCACACAAGGCUCUUGUAGAGACAAAAGUCAUGGAGAGCUUGUCUUAAAUAAUGAAACCACAUUAAAUGGGCCGGCAUGACACAACUGAAACUCCAAACUGGUGUGAGGCACUCCUCUCACUGCCAUGGACGUUACUGCAGACGCAGACACCUCUAAUUUGUUUGGGGAACCUUAUGCCAAUUAAGAGAAAGUACUUACAGGAAAAGUGGAAGAUGCAGAAGCUUGAUUAGUCUAAGAUGACAACUUGGAAAUCUAGCACUAAGUAAACACUCGGAAAGGAAUACUGCCCCGUGCUUAUGCAGUUUCUUCCAUAUUCUUCUGUCGUCAUACCUAUCUCUCUGCAGCGGAAAGAUGCACAGGACAGCUGGAAACCAGCAUAGAUACUAGCGACUUCCUGUCUGCAGUUUCUUCAACGCUACUUAUUAUUUUUAGCAAUAAUCCUCCACAUUUUGUUGGCAGAUACUCUUACAUGCUUCUACCUACUUGCAGAUGUGAUCUCUUCCCAGCAGUGUGGAGAAGUCCUUUAAACCGCAAGCAGGUCCAGUGUGUGGCAGGAACACUGUACAUUGCUGGUACAGACGGGUGACAGUCUUACUUGUUUCCAUGCACUUUACCUUAUGUUCCUAUUCAAGCACCUUUGAUAAAGAAAAAGGACAGCAUUUUAGUUCAGUAUGUAAAAGAACCGCAUUUCAUGAAUAAUGACCUCUGUUAGGUAUGCUUUGUAUUUAUCAGGUAAGAUUCAGUCCAUACUAAGCAAGAUCCAUGACAACCUUUCCAGCUCUUCCUCAAUCAGAAAUGACCUUCUCACUGAGUAAUACAUCCUGCACUACUCUCAGCCCAAUGCACCUGCAGUAUGUUAAGUUUCUCUGUCUCAUGUUACUGUGUGUAAGAGAAACACCCAGUGCACAUUAUAAAGGGGAAUGUCUGGUACAAGGAAGUCCCUUCCUCAUUAAAUGGCCCUAAGGAAAGUAGGGAUUUUUAGUGACUCUUCCAUCUGUAGGAUGUUCUUAACCUCUGACCCCUGCUAUUGCAGUUAUUCCAUGCCUCUCCAGCUUUCUCUGUGGUGUUUGUCAUAUUUUCCCUUUACCUUGGAAACCCUCAGACAUAGGCCAGAAAUAUAGAGUAGGUUAUAAUGUGUAAUGCAACACAUAGGGGGCAUUCUUAAAAACAAAGUCUAAUGGAAUAUCAUUAUUUACAACAGAGUAUUUUUUACAGAAGUCUAAAAUAGUAUUAAAAUACAACAUUUUUGGCAUAUUUAUUUUUGCUGAAGAAGUUAUGUGAUCUAAUUCACAUUUCUUAUUUUAUAGUGUAUGUUGUGUUUUUUAUUUUUGUGAGGGCCUCUCAUUUUUGUUUUUAACUAUUUGGGCUUUGAAAGCACAAUUAUUGUUUUACAUUUUGUUGUAAAUAGUGUUUAAUGGUUAUUAAACAAUGCACUUUUUUAUUUUUUUUUAUUUCCAGGCUAUGUUAAAAUGCAUAUUUUUAAGAAUGCCACCCUUAAAAUCAACUUACGCCAUAUGCCGCCUUAGCUCUGCAGCCCCAUGUGGUAUUGUGGUUUGGUUUUGUGUUGCUUAUCUUUUAAUUUUUUUUGACAUUUUUAAAUAGCUUGUUUUUACUUGAAUUUUGUUUUUUUCUUUUAAAUGCACAUGUAUCAUUUGCUAUUUCUCUUUGGUCAGUACUUUGCAUUAGAAGCAUAUAAAAUCCACAUUUAGCUGGAAUAAAACAAUACGUCUCUAGAGGUUUUUACAAAGGAAGGUAUGAUGGGAGAAACAGACUAUUGUGAGCCUUCACUACAUAAUUGCAGAUACAUUCAGAGACUAUUCCUUAAAUAGGCAUAGAGUAGAACCAUGACCAUAAAAUACACUGUUCAGGGGUAACCUGACAAUCCCACUAAAGUCUUGGUAACAUAUUCUCUCCCCAGCCCAUCACAGACAGCUGAUGCUCCUCUCACCUAUUAAGACUUGUUUACUAAUGCUGAAUCUAGGAGCGGAAUUUGCACAAAACAAUAGUAACCAAUACAACACUUGCUUUUAAUAUAUAUAUUGUACGAUAGACAGCAGCUGAUUGGUUGCUGAGGUUUAGUGAACUAGUCUCUUAAAUGCAGAGUUUGUUAAUGUGUACUACUGGGGUCAUAAUAGAGUCAAAAAGUUGAUAGUCAUUUGAGCUGUCAUCACCUUCACGCAUCCUGCCUGUGUAUGAGUCAAAGGGGCAAUUCAAUCCAGAGUGUUGUGCUGGGAACGUUAGUACCUGAAGCACUUUGCACAAUUUACCUUGCACGCCCAUGGUGGUGUGCAGUAAAAUGAGGGAUAUUGGACUACUGUAUAGGCGAGGUCACACUCAUCACGACCCAACAUUGCUCUGAUUUAAAUUGCCCCCAAAUAGUUCUCACAGUGUAUUUGCGCAUAGCAAGGCUCAGUCAUUGCCUAUUUAGUAAAGCAGCUAUCAGAAUGUCGGUAGCAAGUAAGCUGCCAUAUCCUUUACAAUUGUGUACGGAGACUCCAUCACAGGCUCAACCACGCCCCCAAAAUAACAAUUAAAGAACCAAAAAACACACACCUGGCGCUUUGAUUGACUACAGAUGAAUGCAGCAAUCCCAAAAGGGUCUUUGGUUUUAAACCUUAAUAUAGAACU